Molecule: messenger RNA, 264 nt
Organism: Funneliformis mosseae
Lineage: Eukaryota; Fungi; Glomeromycota; Glomeromycetes; Glomerales; Glomeraceae
Source: the annotation of a GenBank genome assembly
AUGAAUGACAAUACACUUUCCAUUCCUAAUAACCAACCCGAAAGCAACAUGGACACAAGACACGAUUUGGAGACAAGUCGAAAAGAUGGUGCAGAAGAGUGGAGAGCAACAAUUUACAAUAAGUUUCACCUGCCGCACAGUAUGGGACGUUCUGUGUUACCUAUAUACGAUAAACUUUCGGCAAAUAAGCGAGGAAAAGCGAGUGAAAAUUUGGAAAGUUCUGAAGAUAUUUCUAUAUCAACAUUUGAAUCAAAUCAAUCAUAA